AUGUCUCUGGCGGAGAAGAGAGUUCGCGAACAGAUUGAUGGCAAACCACAAACCUCAGACCCUAAUGAUGCAUCCGACAAAGCAGCUUCCCGAUUGUCACAACUAUCCUCACACCUGAAACCAUCAUCACCGAAACCACGGCGAGAACGAAGAUCCAAUCCGAAAAAUCAGCUUCCCCUAGACUACUCAGAUCUCAUGUCCCAAAUCACCACCAUGAAAUCCAUCGCCGCCAACCCUGCCACCUCCAAAGGCCACACCCGCCAGCGCGCCUCUGGGAAACUGCUUGCCCGCGACCGAAUCUCCCUCUUUCUACUUGCAGAUACUUUCCGCGAAGUGGGCGCUGUGUCAGGGACAACGAGCUGGAAACUAUCGCCGUCGAAUGCUCUUUCUGAACAAGUCACAAAUUUUGUGCCGAGCAAUAAUCCCCAAGGCUUUGGACUGGUUGCUUGUGCGGCAAACAAGCAGGGUAGGAGAGUGUACAUUACCGCCGACGACUUUGCCAUCAGAGCGGGUCAUGCGGAUGGAUCUAGCCAUUUCAAAACACUCUAUGGCGAGGAAACGGCACUGAAACUGAAAAUCCCAGUCGUGAAAUUCGUGGAUGGGUCGUCAGGAGGUGGCAGUGUGACUACUAUAAAAACUCAGGGUUGGAGCUAUUUACCCCCUCUGACGAGUUUUCCAGCAGUGAUGAAACAGCUCAACGCAGGAAUACCGAAUUUAGGCGCUGUACUGGGACCCGCGAUUGGACUGGGUGCUGCAAGAGUGACCAGCUGUCAUUUCUCCGUCAUGGCUGCUGAUGUAGGGAGCUUGUUCAAUGCAGGCCCUGAUGUUGUUGCCAAAGCUACUUUUGAAGAAGGCUUGACGCUGCAAGAUCUAGGUGGUCCAGAAGUGCAUUGUCGAAACGGCACGAUUGACAAUUUAGCUCCUGAUGAGGCUGCUGCAUUUGAGCAGAUCAAGUCCGUCUUGGGUUUCUUACCUGACUGUGGAGAUUUACAGCCUCCUCCUAUUCUGGCACCGGACUGGUCUGGAGAUGAUGCAGGAAGGGAAACUAUGAAUCUCCGCACCAUCAUACCUAGGAAACAAGGACGGAUGUAUAAUCCUUACACCAUAAUUACCUCCACCGUCGAUGCGACCUCCUGGUUCGAGAUCGGUGCUCUAUGGGGCACGACCGCGAUAACCGGUCUCGCGCGCCUUUCUGGCCAUCCCGUGGGCAUCAUAUCCAACAACUGCGAGUCCUCGACCGGCGGCGCCUUGGAUCCCUCGGGCAGCCAAAAGAUAACCCGCAUGUUGAAAUUCUGCGAUGUGUUCAACUUGCCAAUAGUCCAAUUCGUGGAUAUACCUGGCUAUGCAAUCGGCACGCAAGCAGAGAGAACAGCAACCAUGAAGUGGGGUGUCGAGUUGGCAAAAGCUUACUACACCACCACCGUACCAAUCUUUUCCGUCGUCACCAGACGUUGCUAUGGUAUCGCAGGAGGCGUGAUGAUCGAUUCCCGCUCCCCUCGCUCGCUCGUCGCAUGGCCAAGUGGCGAGUGGGGAUCUCUGCCGCUGGAGGGAGGCAUCUCAGUCGCUCACCGCGCUGAAUUGUCUGCGAUAGCAAAGACACAGGGAAAAGAAGCUGCAGAGACAAAGUACAAGCAGUUGGAUGCAGAAUAUCGGCGUUUGAUGAACCCAGUGAGAGCGGCGAAUGCGUUUGGUGUUGAGCAGAUUAUCGAUCCCAAGGAUACGAGGAGUGUGCUUUGUGAGUGGGUGAAGGACAUGUAUGGCUUGGUUAUGGUGGAGAGAUUGGAGGAUCGGAAGGCGAGGAGGAUUGUACCGACGUUUACUUGA
Molecule: messenger RNA, 1824 nt
Organism: Aureobasidium namibiae CBS 147.97
Lineage: Eukaryota; Fungi; Ascomycota; Dothideomycetes; Dothideales; Saccotheciaceae
Product: alpha subunit of putative methylmalonyl-CoA decarboxylase
Exons: 2
Coding region: 1-1824 (607 amino acids)
Molecular function (GO): propionyl-CoA carboxylase activity
Source: RefSeq, a predicted model, not a curated record